This is a messenger RNA of Plasmodium cynomolgi strain B, 2649 nucleotides long. RefSeq lists its product as hypothetical. The transcript is spliced from 2 exons. Lineage: Eukaryota; Apicomplexa; Aconoidasida; Haemosporida; Plasmodiidae. The record is from RefSeq and is a predicted model, not a curated record. The coding region runs from base 1 to 2649 and encodes 882 amino acids.
AUGCACGGCGACAUCCAAAACGAUAUUAUUAAAAGCCUGCCCUUUACGUUCAGCAAGGUGGAGUUGGCUAGCUGCAAUGGAAGGGGGCAGAAAGGGAAAACGAAACAGACCAACAUUAAUGGUACCCCCGCGCACGUUGUGGACCGUACUCAGGAUGGCCACACCGAUGAGGGCAGCCACACUGAUGAGGGAAGCCAAGCCGAUGAGAGCAGCCAAGCCGAUGAGAGCAGCCACACUGAUGAGAGCAGCCACACUGAUGAGGGCAGCCACACUGAUGAGGGCAGCCACACUGAUGAGAGCAGUGACACAUACGGGAAUAGCCCCCCUGAGGGGACCAACCACCCCAACUAUUACGAAUGUGCGGGGGGAGGAACAGUGAAAGAGAAAAAAAGGAAAAGGAAAGAAGCUAAAAAGGACAGCCGUUUUAACGACCAACGUCAACUGUGCGCGCGAACACGCGGGAGAGACACGACAAGCAAAAUUAAAGGGCGACCCUCGGUGAGCGGAAUGCAGGACACGCAAGGAGUAGGGGAGGGAGGACAUCGCGAGGGAUUGCAUUACUCCCCGGACGCAUUUAACGAAAGGGCAUAUGUGACUGUAGAGAGAAGCAAGCUGAAAAAUUGGGGCGUCCAAAAUUACCUUGACGUGGAUAGGCUAAGCUUGUCCGUUUCGACGAGCAGCAUGGGGGACAAGGCCGCAGGAGAGGAGGAUGAUACUUCUAGCGAUGAGGAGAGUCUCGCAAGACGGGCGAGCGGACAAGGGAAUGACAUUUUCGGCGAGUCCCUUUUUUCCUCCUUCAAUUUGAACUUCGACCCGUUCGGGGGGGUAAGCGAUCAUUUGGGGGAAGGUCUUGGCACACAUCUCGGGGCAGAUCCUGGGGCACAUCUCGGGGCACAUCUCGGGGAAGGCUUCCCCACCGAUGACGCCUCCAACGCAAGAGUGAAGGACGCUCCAAAUCGCACGGACACUGACCAGACAGUAGCCACCCCCCUUCUUGAGGUAGACAAAACCCACUCGCUGGAAGAAGACAAAGAAAUGCAUCUAUUCGAUUCACUAAAAAAUUUUUACACAAAAAACAACAAAAAAAUUAAGCUCAUUAAUUAUAGUAAGAUUUUAAAUACAAGUCUGUGCAAACGUGUGCAUAAUGCUUUGGAGGGUCAACAGGACAAGGUACUGGAGACAAGCAACGGAGGGAAGGGCAGGAAGGGCAGCGAUGGCAGGGAUGGCGGGGAUGGCAGGAAGGACACACGUAGCAGGGAUGGCGGAAAGGACACACGUAGCAGGGGGGACGACCCCUCGCUCGGCCAAAAGAUGACAGAGCACAAUGUAAAGGCGAUUAUUAUGAAUAUAAAAAAAAGGCUUGGUUUUUACUCGGGGGAGGAGCGGCAGGAGACUCGGAAGGGGUCACAGGUGGAGACGCGGGAGGAGAAGCUGCGUCACCAGAAGGGGCGUGAGAAGCGACGUGAAAAGCGGCGUGAGAGGCGACAUGAGAAGCGGCGUGAGAGGCGACAUGAGAAGCGGCGUGACGAGCGGUACCGCGUGGCGCACGGAAACAAACCCACCUUUUGCGACAGCCUAAAUUACUCAAGGGACGAGCCGCUCUCCGAUAGCGUGACAAACGAACUGUGCAGUGGGGAAGAACCCGACUCAGCUGCAGAAGUAGAUGCAGUUGCAGAAGUAGAUGCAGUUGCAGAGGUAGAUGCAGUUGCAAAAGUGGACGCAGAUGGAGCUAGCCAAAGUGCGGAGAAACGGAUUCACAAGGGAGACAGCCAAAAUCUCCUUAAUUACAAAAGCUUCGUUUCAGAUGAUUUUAAUUUAUCAAACGAUAGGGAUGACCUCCUCGAGUCGUCCGCAUCUCGUAACAGCCAUGGGGAUACCCCCCCGUCGUGCAGCGAAGGGUGCGCGAGCACAGACAAUGAAGAGUUGUUCGCGCUGUCUACGUCAUCGGCGCAGUUUAAGCGGAGCUUUCUGCGGGCCGUAGGGCGGGUCUCCAACGAGGUGGGCGGCAAUGAGGUGGUCGGCAGUGAUGGUGGGGGUGAGGAAGGCCAAGCGGGUGAGAAAGGUCAAGCGGAUGGUGGCGCCCACACGGAUGGUGGUAUCCACACGGGUGGUGGUACCCACGACGAUUGCCACCGCGACUACGGCAACCCCAGCAGGGAACCCCCCCAAGGGGACACCCAAACAAACAAACAAAAAGAAAUAAAUUGCCAAAAGGUAUUAAAAAGGGAAGAGUUCCCAACAGGGACGGAUCAGAACUGUUAUAGGAGCGUCCCCUCUUCGGAGGAGAGUCCCCUAAAGGAGUGUAUUCUAAAUGGAGAGGAGGAGAGCCAUUCAAAAUCGGUUUUCUAUAUUAAUGAAGACAUUAAAAAGGAUGAAAUGAAAAAAUUAACAUCAUGUAGAGAGGUGAAGUAUGAUGAGGACGUAGCCACAUGUGCUGGUGAGUUACUCAAGGAUUUUACAACCGAGGGGCAGCAACAGUCUACAUGGAAUGGAAGCAACUCCCAAAGGGGUGAAGAAAACGAAUCUAACAAGUUUGGCAAAACGGAAGGGGUGGAAAUUUUAUCACAAGAAAUGAACACCUAUAUGCUAGACGUUUUCAACAACCAAGUUAAGCAUCUUAAUGAAUUGGUGACAAACGUUUUGUCCUGA